GCCAGGAGGGGGCGGGGCUUGCGCCUGGAGUUCUCUGACGGCCCCAGCCAGGGAAUUUCAAUUUGAAACCCGGCGGAGGGUGGAGGCGGCGGACGCGGAGGGCCGGCGGCCGGGGCUGAAGCGGGACGUGUCCCGGGGCGAGCAGGCUCGAGAGGGGCGGUGUCCGGUAUAAGCUGUAACCAUGACUACUGAAGUUGGCUCUGCAUCUGAAGUAAAGAAGGGCUCUGACCAGGCAGGAGCAGAUGUACCUAAGGAGAAAGUUAAAGAAGCAACAGAAAAUGAGCAGAAUCAGUUAUCUGAGCCCGAGGAGGGGAAAGGUUCCCAGCAGGGUCCUGCUGUUGAAAGCCAAAGUAGUCCCCGGCGCCGGAAAAGAGACAAGGACCCAUCUGAGAGCAGAGGCAUCUCUCGGUUCAUACCCCCAUGGCUUAAGAAGCAGAAGUCUUACAACUUAGUAGUGGCCAAAGAUGGAGGAGAUAAAAAAGAGCCUACCCAAGCUGAUGCACAAGAGCAGAUCUUGGAUAAAGAGGAUUCCGUUCCUGAAGAAGAGAGUCGGGCCAAGGGCGAUGCGGAAGAAAUGGCUCAGAGGAAACACCUCGAGGUUAAGGUGGAGGUCAGGGAAGAAAAGCCUUCCUUGAAAGCUAGUGCUGAGACCCAGCCUGCUGAAGAAGUGAAGAAGGACAGCGAAGAGGAAAAGAUAAAGGAAGCACAGGAGGACAAACUGGAAGGAGAGACAGCCAAGAGGGAGACCAAGGAAGUGCAGACCAGUGAGCUGAAAGCAGAGCUGGCCUCUCAGAAAGCCACCAGGAAGAGCAAGACUAUCGUGGCCAAAGUGACCCUCCUAGAUGGCACUGAAUACAGCUGUGACCUUGAGAAACGUGCUAAGGGACAAGUGUUAUUUGACAAAGUGUGUGAACACCUCAAUCUCCUGGAGAAGGACUACUUUGGGCUUCUAUUUCAGGAAAAUGCUGAGCAGAGAAUGACUACAUCACGGAGAGGAAGGAAGCGGAAAUGGACAGAUAACAAUAUACAGAACUGGCUAGAUCCCGCAAAAGAAGUUAAGAGACAGCUGAGAAAUCUUCCUUGGCUAUUCGCUUUUAAUGUGAAGUUUUAUCCUCCGGAUCCUUCUCAGUUGACCGAAGAUAUCACCAGAUACUUCUUGUGCCUUCAGCUGCGGCAGGACAUCUUCUCUGGCCGCCUGCCCUGUUCCUUCGUGACUCAUGCCCUCUUGGGGUCCUACACAUUGCAGGCUGAGCAUGGAGAUUAUGACCUGGAAGAGUAUGACAGCAUUAAUCUUAGUGACUUCCAGUUUGCCCCGGCCCAGACCAAGGAGCUGGAAGAAAAGGUGGCAGAGCUGCAUAAAACUCACAGGGGCUUAUCUCCAGCACAAGCCGAUUCUCAGUUCUUAGAAAAUGCAAAGAGGCUUUCCAUGUACGGUGUUGAUCUGCAUCAUGCCAAGGACUCUGAAGGAGUGGACAUCAAGCUGGGUGUGUGUGCUAAUGGCCUUCUCAUUUACAAAGACAGACUGAGAAUCAAUCGAUUUGCUUGGCCGAAGAUCCUGAAAAUUUCCUAUAAGCGCAGUAAUUUCUAUAUUAAAGUUAGACCAGCAGAGCUGGAACAGUUUGAGAGCACCAUUGGAUUCAAACUGCUAAACCAUCGGGCAGCUAAAAGGCUAUGGAAAGUCUGUGUGGAGCAUCACACUUUCUACAGGCUUGUGUCUCCAGAGCAGCCACCAAAGGCCAAGUUCUUAACCUUGGGGUCCAAAUUCCGCUACAGUGGACGCACCCAGGCACAGACCCGUCAAGCAAGCACCCUCAUAGAUAGGCCAGCACCACACUUUGAGCGUGCCUCUAGUAAACGUGUCUCCAGGAGCCUAGAUGGAGCUCCGAUUGGUGUUGUGGACCAAAGUCUUAUGAAGGACUUUCCUGGCCCUCCUGGAGAGGGUUCAGCACAUGGCCCUGCAGCUGCCAGCUAUACCGCCAUACAAGAUGGUGAUAGCCGAAGGGAUGUCAGAAGCCCAGCACAAUCAGCAGCCCUGCUCGCCGAGGGAAAGAAAAAUACCUUGAGAGUAGAAGGGGAUAAUAUUUAUGUCAGACAUAGCAAUUUAAUGUUGGAGGACCUGGAUAAGGCCCAGGAGGACAUACUGAAACAUCAGGCUAGCAUUAGUGAGCUCAAGCGCAAUUUUAUGGAGUCUACACCUGAGCCGCGCCCCAGUGAAUGGGAAAAACGACGUAUCACACCUCUGUCUCUACAGACACAAGGGAGAAAAGGAGACCAUCUUUUCAAGGAUGUUCUGUCCAUGAAGGAGAAGUACCUGAUGGCGGCUACCCGGACAGUUGAAGAGGAAGCUCAGGCGGACAAGAGCCUAGAAGAAGAGAUAACAUCAAUUUUGUUUAGUGGAAAGGGCUUUUCUCAUAGUCUGAAAGCCUCCUUCCCUUCAUCCACCACUUGGACAGCAGAGGGCGCUGUUGUGAACUCUAAUGCGCCUAGAGAAAAGCUUUCUUCUUCGCCCUUCUCACACUUGCCUGAGACUCGCACGCCUGUAUCGGAAGGGCCUUGCACUGGAGCCAGGGACGCUGUUAAGAGUUCACAUGAGACUCUGAAUGUAGUGGACGAGAAGAGGCGGGCAGAGGUUGGGAAAGACGAAAGAGUGAUCACUGAAGAAAUGAAUGGUAAAGAGAAACCAGCUGGGAGUGUCCCUGGGGAGACUCGUAAGGCAGAGCCCGGGACACAGAAAGACUCGGCCUCCCUGUCUUCUGAGAGCGGCGGCAGCGGCAGCAGCAGCGAGAGUGAGGAGGAAGAUGUGGGAGAGUACCAGCCCCACCAACGAGUGACCCCGGGCACCAUAAGGGAAGAGCAGGAGGAGGAGGAAGAGAUGGAGGAAGAGCCCGGCCAAGCCGCCAAGGUAGUAGAGAGGGAGGCAGCGGUGCCUGAAGGCACCGCAGGCAGACAAGCAGAGGCCAGUGUCCUCACAGUAGCAGCAGAGGCCCAGGCAAAUGUAGUUGCCCAAAAGAUACCCGGAGAGACCAGUGCACCCGGAGGCACUGUUAAGCAAGACACGAGAGAAGAGGCAGAGGAAGAGCAGCACAGAGUUAACGGAGAGGUGCCCCAUGCUGACAUUGAUGUUUUACCAGAGAUUAUUUGUUGUUCAGAGCCACCAGUGAUAAAAACAGAGAUGGUAACAAUUUCUGAUGCUUCACAAAGGACAGAGAUCUCCACCAAGGAAGUCCCCAUUGUUCAGACUGAGACCAAAACCAUCACAUAUGAGUCCCCACAGAUUGAUGGCGGGGCUGGUGGUGAUUCGGGCACGUUACUGUCUGCACAAACCAUCACAUCUGAGUCCGUGUCAACAACGACAACCACACACAUCACCAAGACUGUAAAGGGUGGAAUAUCGGAAACAAGAAUUGAGAAACGCAUUGUGAUCACAGGAGAUGCUGCUCUUGAUCACGAUCAGGCACUGGCUCAGGCAAUUAGGGAAGCCAGAGAGCAGCACCCUGAUAUGGCGGUCACGAGGGUAGUAGUGCACAAAGAAACUGAGUUGGCAGAGGAAGGAGAAGAAUAAGAAAGUCAUUUUUUAAACAACAUUCAACUUCAUGAAUCUGAAGAACUUUGACCAUUCCAAGUCUUAACGCCACAUCACUACUCCAGCAAAUUUGUGCUACAACUGGUAACAUUGACCAGAAGUCUGAAGAAUUAAAAUGCCAACACCAAACCUUACCUUAACAGCUCUGGUCCAUACUAUCCCCAUGCAUUUCUAAUAUAUUAUUUGUUUUAUAACCCCUUCUAAAUAUUCUUGCUUCCUCUUUCCUUGCUUUCUUUCUCUCUUUUUUUAAAAUUCUUUGGUUUUUUUGUUAAGGGUUUUGUAUUUGUUUCCUUUUCCUACCUGCUUUUUAUGACUCAUUUGCUCAAAUGACAGUGAACAAAGCCAGCCUCGGCUGGUAAGGUGCUGUUCACUUGAACAGGUGCUCUUGUGUGGAGAAGAAACUCUGACUAAUUUAGACAGUGAUUUCCAUCCUUCAAGAUCGUUCCCAUUGAAUUCUUAUAGUCAAUAUUUACAGUGUUCAAAUAGUAGUAAAUAUACUGCAUGAGAACAUAUCACUACCAAUUGAAAGCAUUCCUUACGUCUUGAAACUUUUCUAAUAUUUGGGAACUUCUCUAUGGAUGGUUUUAUAUUGAACCCAUUGACUUCCCAGUCCUGUGACUUUGUCCUUCAGAGACUCUCUAGACUGGAGAAUUACGAAGCUCACUGACCAAGCACUGUGUCGAGAGACCGUUCUCGUCCACAGUGCAGUACUUCUCAGACAUAUGCUUUGCCACAGCAUUCCAGAACAGGAGAACUACAAAACGUGCCCUUCCCUUUUCCUACUAAGAGAAAAUCAGGCAGCUUAAAGCCUUAGUGCUUUCUUUCUUAACCUUUCCAAUUUCAAUACUUCCCAUUAUUUGAACACUUGAGUAGUGCACUUGCUUUGUAUUAAACUUCUUUGCCUACAUGUAAAACUGACCUUUUGUUACUGAGCAGGCAUAUUUCUUUAAGAUAGUUUGAUGACUCGAAGGUUUGAAGAGGGUAGGGGACAGUGGUGGGGUUUUGUUGAUUAUAUGAAAGCUAUGCCAUUUAAAGCUGAUGCCAGCCAGAGACCUGAUAGGGACUUAUUAACUGUAUUGAACAUGUUUUCCAUUUGCUUUUGACUCUGUAUAGUUACAAUUCCAGAUUAGAUUUAUAGCAGCUUCAAGUUGUAUUAAAUGGUAUUUUGCUUUAUGUAAUACUGUUAUAAAAUAAAAGUUUGUUUAUUCUAAAA
Molecule: messenger RNA, 4796 nt
Organism: Phodopus roborovskii (desert hamster)
Lineage: Eukaryota; Metazoa; Chordata; Mammalia; Rodentia; Cricetidae
Gene: Epb41l2
Product: erythrocyte membrane protein band 4.1 like 2
Exons: 24
Coding region: 182-3562 (1126 amino acids)
Biological process (GO): cortical actin cytoskeleton organization
Cellular component (GO): cytoskeleton; plasma membrane
Molecular function (GO): actin binding; structural molecule activity
Source: RefSeq, a predicted model, not a curated record